GCUUUCAGAGCGCCAUGCCAGUCGUUUCCCCGCGGAGAAGACUCGGCGUUGUAAAGACGUGAACGCCUCAACACACACACACACACACACACCCGUGACGUCACCAUGAACUAACUGUCAGGUUGGGCAGCAGCAGGUGAAGAAAUGGAAGAGGAUCAAGAGCCAUGUCAGGAGUCAUCUCCAGCUACAGUUCUCGUUUCAGAUGCGCCCAAAGUGCACCGUAAACCCGAGUUAAAGCGAUACAGUGAGAUCUUCCGGGAAUUUGACAGCCUGGAUCUGUCAUUUAUCCCCAUUGACAAAGAUGACCUGCUGUCGGACACUAUGGAGUUCGCAACUAGCGAGAACUCGGAACCUGCAGAGCAACAGGAACCAUCAGAACGCUGCGUGACCAUUGAGGAAGAUGGGAACUCGUCAGCCCACGAAGCCGACCUGGCGCUCUGCCGCUGCGAAGACGGCGUGGAGACGGCCCUGCAGUACGCCAAGAUGUGGUGCCGCUACGCCAAAGACCUCCUGGCCUGGAUGGAGAAGAGGAUCAACUUGGAUCAAGAAUUUGCCAAAAAUGUCAUAAAGACGUCUGAGGCGGCAAAAGCCAGCUUGACGCCCCAGGAAAUGAUGCCCCUGCAGCACAUCUACACCAUGGCUCUAGAACAAGACCAGAAGAAUUGCUUCAACUCCAAAAGGACUUCAGAGCUGGUGCAGAACCGCUGCUACCAAGCCUUGGCCGCCAAGAGGAAUGAGAUUGACAAGUGGCGCAGAGAAUUCAAGGAGCAGUGGGUGAAGGAGCAGAGGAAGAUGAACGAAGCGGUGGCGUCGCUGAAAAAGUCCCGCCAGCAGUACUUCCAGCGCUGUGACGAGCUGGAGAAAGCCAAGACUGUGGACGACACGGGAGGGAUGAAGACUCUGGAUAAGAGGAGGAAGUCCAAGGAUGAAGCCCAGACAAAGGUGGCAGAGGCAGAGCUUCUAUACAAGCAGUGUGUCCAUGACGCCAGGAUCCACCAGGACGAGCUGAUCAGAGUCAAAGAGAGGAUUAUUUCCCACGUUCGCAAGAUUAUCUGUCAGGGAGACACGGUGCUAAAGCAGGUGACGGUCAACAUGUUUUACUACCAGCGGCUGCAGACGGAGGAGGUUCCUCUUGGGUAUCACAACCUGGAGCUGACCUGCCGCUCCUUGGAGCCCGGGGAGCCAUACAUGACGUACAUACGCGGCAGACAACGUCAAGAACAGCCUCCGCAGAUCUUCUCCUUCCAGGAGUACGUGGCUCAGGGGAAAAGGAACAAACGCAAAACCAGCAACCCUCUCAGUUCCCUGCAGGACUCCUCGCCUCUGAGAGACGAAAGUCCCUGCAGACACGGGCGAUUCGGAUUCAGCGACAGCGAGAGUAUUGAAGGCAGCUUGGAAUCUCUGUCGAGUCCUGCCCACUGUGUUAGGAGGCUUCACAAAAUACAGUUCAACUUGCUCUCGGACGACACAGAUGAGCGCGACGUGGCGUCUGAAUCUGAGUGCCUGGAUGGUCAACAGGUCAAAGUGCGCACGCCGUCCCGCGCCGCUCAAACGCACCGACUCAAAAAGCUGAAGACCAAGAUGGUGAAAUGCAAGCAGUGCGACAACUACAUUUACGUCAACGGGGUGGAAUGUGAGGAGUGUGGGCUGGGUCUGCACAAGAAGUGCAUGGAGGCGUGCCAGAUCGAGUGUGACAACAACAAGGGGACGGUGUUUGGCGUCGCGCUGGCUCUGUUGCUGCGAGACACGCGGGACCACGUGCCCUUCGUGGUGCGACGCUGCACGUCUGAGAUUGAGAGUCGGGCUCUCUCCGUCCAGGGGGUGUAUCGGGUCAGCGGGUCCAAGCCUCGUGUCCAGAAGCUGUGCCAGGCCUUUGAGGAUCAGAAGGAGGGCGUGGACCUCUCGGAGCUGUCGCCACAUGACAUCACCUGCAUCCUCAAGCACUUCUUCAAGGAGCUCCCGGAGCCGCUGCUAACCUUUGACCUGUACAACGACUUCAUCGCGGCGGGGAAGAGCCUCCAGCACUUCGGCAACUGGGAAUCGAUGCAAGACACUAAUGAGUUCGUGGAUGUGACUCGCAGCCUACAGAAGCUCCUAGAAAGACUUCCUGCCUGUUGCUUCAGCACGUUGCAGCACCUCAUAUUGCACCUGCAAAGAGUUUCCAGAAACAAGGAGAACAAGAUGUCCUCCAGCAACUUGGGCAUUGUGUUCGGUCCCACUCUCCUGCGUCCGCCGGUGUCGACGGACCAUCCCACGGUGGCCCUGCAGGAGAACUCCUACCAGGCCCUGCUGGUGGAGUUCCUCAUCACGCACCACGACAGGCUCUUCCUGCCCGCCCCUCAAGUCCCCGCGGGUCCGCUUCCGGAGACCCCUCCUAGGGGACGUGGCUGUCCUCAGGAGGGCGACAUUGACUCAAGACCGGAGCAACGGACAUCCUCCAGGGAGCGGCCUUACUCCCUAGAAAGCGAGAGAAUGAAGCGAGAGUGGAGUGAGGGUUAUAUAUCUGACAAGUCUUCAUCCAAUGAAGCAGUGGACCAGCUCAGCCCUGACGCCACUCAGAGAGCAGUCGUGGCUAUGAGCUCCACCCGCCACGACCCAACGGGGGACUUUGUUCUGUCCAGGCCGCACUUCCGCUUCACCAGGCAGCCCGUCAAGUACCACCGCCAUCACAACCCCAGGAGCCGACCUGCCGCCACCGAUCAGAGCGCCGCCGCCGCCGCCGCCACCGGGCCGCCCGCGGCUCCGCCGGGCAGCGCCGACAGCAGCCGCAGCUCCUCCCCGGAGCAGCGAGCGCCGCAUUUACCCCCUCAAGACGUCCCCCCUCUGAGCCCGCGUGAUGUGGUGCAGUACAUGCUGGCGCUGGACGGCACGCCCGCGCUCACUUUGGCCCACCUCAACAUCAACAACAAUUCUGCACAGAGGAAAACUUUCUCUCCCAAGACUCUUCCUGCGGAGCAACACUUCACCUCGCCCGCACAGAAGAUUCUAUCCGGGCUGAAGCUGAGACGCAGCCACUCGGGGAAAGAUGAACAACUUUUUGUAUGAGCGCCUUCCAGCGUGGAUUACUCUUCCGUUGAUUUCUACCUUUUCUACUCCUUUUUUUUGCCCCCUGCAAAUUGUACAAAAACCCCCAAAAGUUGUCACGUUGUGUAAAUGGUAAAUAAAAACAAUGAUUAUAUUCAAUUGAACGGACGGCAAAGACAAGAUGUUUAACGUUCGGACUGGAAAACUUCAUUUUUUUUGGUCGGAAUUUGAUGCCUGCGACAUGUUUUGAAAGAAGUUGGCACAAGUGGCAAAAAAGACUGAGAAAGUUGAGGAAUGCUCAUCACUUGUUAAAGUUAAAGUACCAAUGAUCGUCACACAAACACACACUAGGUGUGGUGAAAUGUGUCCUCUGCAUUUGACCCAUCCCCUUGUUCCACCCCCUGGGAGGUGAGGGGAGCAGUGAGCAGCAGUGGUGGCCACGCCCGGGAAUCAUUUUUGGUGAUUUAACUCCCAAUUCCAACCCUUGAUGCUGAGUGCCAAGCAGGGAGGUAAUGGCUCCCAUUUUUUUAUAGUCUUUGGUAUGACUCGGCCGGGGUUUGAACUCACACUCUAACCACCAGGCCACUGAGUUGGUUGUGGAACAUCCCACAGGUGAACAGGGCUAAUUGGGAACAGGUGGGUGCCAUGAUUGGGUACAAAAGCAGCUUCCUUUAAAUGCUCAAGUCAUUGACAAACAAGGACGGGGGCGAGGGUCACCACUUUGUCAACAAAUGCCUGAGCAAAUUGUUUAAGCACAACAUUUCUCAACCAGCUUCUGCAAGGAAUUUCGGGAUUUCACCGUCUACGCUCCGUAAUAUCAUCAAAAUGUGAAUUCAGUCUGGAGAAAUCACCAAAAACCAACAUCGAAUGCCCGCGACCUUCGAUCCCUCUGGCGGCACAGCGUCAAAAAGCGACAUCGGUGUGUAAAGGAUAUCACCACAUGGGCUCGGGAACACUUCAAAAAACCACUGUCAGUAACUACCGUUGGUCGCUACAUCUGUAAGUGCAAGUUAAAACUCUUACUAUGCAAAGCCAAAGGCAUUUAUCAACAACACCCGGAAAUGCCGCCGGAUUUGCCGGGCCCGAGCUCAUCUUUGAUU
This is a messenger RNA of Entelurus aequoreus (snake pipefish), 4124 nucleotides long. RefSeq names its product GEM-interacting protein-like. Bases 145 to 3045 code for a protein of 966 amino acids. Gene Ontology annotation, molecular function: GTPase activator activity. Lineage: Eukaryota; Metazoa; Chordata; Actinopteri; Syngnathiformes; Syngnathidae. Gene Ontology annotation, cellular component: plasma membrane. The record is from RefSeq and is a predicted model, not a curated record. Gene Ontology annotation, biological process: signal transduction; activation of GTPase activity; negative regulation of GTPase activity. The transcript has 22 exons.